GAUAAUCAUUACGUUCAGUGAAAUAGAGAUUGAUCUGUUUUCGGUUCCUUCGAAACUAAGUCUUUUGGAAAACAAAACGGCGGUCAAAACAAUCCAACCCGAACGAUCUCAUUAUGACAGGUACACCGAAUACCUCGACAAGCCCCGGAACAGUCGAUAGCGAAAGCUCGACAACGGAAAGGAAGGGAGUGUGGCUUUUUCGGUGCACAAUGAUCCUUCUGUUUCUCGAUGUGUUGCUUUCUGUCUUGUUUAUGUCUCCGAUCAUACCCUGGGUUCGUUAUCAAGAAGAGAGCGGAUCUUCAAUCUCACCAAACAAACAUUCCUAUGCCUUUUCUGAGUCCCUCCUGGAUUUACUUGCGUUGUCCGGAUGCCGAGCCGUAGCCGCAUUGUCUGCCUUUGCGGUUUCCUAUUUGAGAGGCAAUGUGCGGGAAAAAUACUCCUUCGAUGUUCUCCACCCCAAUGGCAAGAAGAAGACUAGAGACGAACUCGAGGAAGAAGCGCUACAACAAUCCUUUGGAAGUUGGCUCUCCUGCUAUGUGAAUCGUGCCGCCUUUCCAUCUGAAUUAUUUUGCCUGGCAACUACCCUCGUGGCGGUUGGAAAGUGCCUUGUUCGACUCAACAUUGAAAUUGGGGUUCUGAGAGAUGCGGAGCCUAUCCAUCCAAUUUUCUGGCUUGCCUUUCUCUUCUCGGCGGCUGUUUCUGUAACAGAAAUGGUCUACGUGGAUGCCGUCUGCGUGUGUCUUGGAAAAUGGGGUUCAACUGCCGAAAAACCACUUUUGCUCAGACACAUCUCCUCCCAUCUUAGCCUACCACUACUGGCAAAUGACAGUCUGGAAGGACAGGAGGAAAGUGAAAAUGGUAGAAACGAAGAGGAUCAACCCGAAAGUGCUGCCAUUGACGAAAAUGCCGUUGGGGAUAGCGGUAUAGGAGGUGAUGCGGACUACAAAGCAUCGUGGUCAGACCUUUUGAAAUUAUGCGCUCCCGAUGCAUUCUUGAUAUCGAUUGCUUUCGUAUUCCUGCUAUUCGCGGCUAUGAUGCAAAUCUACAUACCAAAAUACACCGGCGCCUGUUUGGAUGCUCUCGAGCAAGCCUAUAGCAGCAAUGACGACGGAAGCAACGACGACAAUGAAAGCAUCAAGGAUAUUCCCGGUUUCAUGUCAAACGUUAAGAAACUUUUAAUUGUUUCUGUGCUAGGAGGAUUCUUCUCGGGAGUAAGGGGGUCUAUAUUUACAAUGGUUGGUGGUAGGGUGAACGUUCGUCUCCGAUUGCGGUUGAUGGACGCUCUUUUGACGACCGAACAAGGAUUUUUCGACGUGACGAAAACUGGCGAUAUCACCAGUCGACUUUCUAGCGAUACCACGUUAGUUGGAGACCAAGUUACGCUGAACGUCAACGUGAGUAGAUGAAUCUAUCCAUUACAUCGAAACAAAAAUAGUUGCAUGUGCUAGAGGAAAAAAAUCACAGAAGUCAAACUCAUCCAACCUUACUUUUUCUUAUUUUCGUAACAAAAGGUGUUUUUGAGAUCAUUAGUGCAGGUGAUCGGGGUUCUAACAUUUAUGUUCAUGAUUUCGUGGCAGCUCUCGAUGCUGGCCUUUAUCAGCGUUCCAGUGAUCACAAUCCUUUCCAGAUGGUACGGUACCUUUGUUCGCAGCAUAGCCAAGGUGAUGCAAACCAAACUAGCAGACGGAAAUAGUGUGUCUGAAGCAGCACUUUCAAGCAUGCCAACCGUUCGAGCAUUCGAUGCAGGCCCCACGGAAUAUAAGGAAUUCACGACGCACAUGGAUAAAGUAUGUGUCCAAGUAGUUUGAAGGGGAAAUUUUUUUAAACCUAUUGAUUCGUAAUCUCUCUGACCAUCUCUCUCUCUCUCUUUCACACACACUCAUACAGUACCUCGAAAUGACCUUUAAGUCAGCGGUGGCUUACUGUGGUUAUGCGACUGUUUCAACGAGUCUCCCUCAACUUGUCACGGCAUUAGGUAAGCAUUUUUGUUGCGUGAAGAAUUGAAUCGGUCUUUUAAAAAAAAACAUUAUAGCUCACUAUUUUCAUUCACCAGUCGUGUUUUAUGGGGGCUUACUGGUGAGGAAUGGCAGUCUCUCAAGUGGUGAGCUAGUAAGUUUCCUACUUUACUUGCAAAGUCUUAGCGAUGCAUUUAGUUCGAUAGGGUACAUCUUUUCUUCUUUGACCCAGGCAGUCGGAGCCGCCGAUAAAGUGUUUGAAUUGAUGCAUCGAGAUCGAAGAGUGAUACCACAAACUAUGGACUCAAAUAAUAACAAUGGUGUAACGAAUCAGUCGAGUUUAGUCCAGAAAGUCCGAGUGACUGGGGUAGAGCCAAACGAAUGCAAGGGAGAGGUAACUCUCCAAGAUGUAGAGAUGCAUUAUCCCGCUCGCCCCAACAGACGUGUUUUGAGAGGCAUGUCGCUCACGGUUCCUCCCGGAUCAAUCGUUGCACUGGUUGGCCCGUCAGGAGGCGGAAAAAGCAGUAUUAUUUCUCUGGUACAAAACUUGUAUUCGCAAUCUUCAGGAAAAGUGAUGCUCGACAAUAUAGACGUCCACGAAUACUCGCCUCGAUGGCUGAGUCACCACAUUUCGAUUGUGCAACAGGAGCCUACUCUAUUUGCUCGCUCGAUCAGAAGGAACAUAAUGUACGGGCUAGAAGGAACGGAUAGAGAGCCAACGCAGGAAGAAAUCGAAAGGGUAGCAAUGCUCUCAAAUUGUGACGAUUUCAUUCGUAAGGUGAGUUGGUUUUGGCUGCUGAAGUAGCAAUGACAACGCAGGAUGCUUGUUUUAUCGUUGAAGACAAAAACUCAAAUAUCAUUUCUUCUGAAGAUGCCGAUGCAAUAUGAGACAGAGGUUGGUGAACGAGGCGUGCAGCUAAGUGGUGGACAGAAACAAAGGUAAGUCAUGCUAGUUAUCAAACGAGUAGUGCAUAUAUUCAGAAACAUAUUUCAGAGUCCUCAUCCCGUUUUAGAAUUGCCAUUGCUCGAGCACUGGUGAGAAAGCCUAAAAUUCUUCUCCUCGACGAAGCAACAAGCGCCCUCGACGCCGAAUCGGAGCACAUGGUUCAGUCGGCGAUCGACCACAUGAUCGAUACAGCUCGAUCCACGGAUGGUGCCGGAAUGAGUGUUAUGAUAGUUGCACAUCGCUUGAGCACCAUUCGAAAUGCCGACAUAAUUUUUGUGGUCCAGGACGGACAAGUCGUGGAGCAGGGAAACCAUACCGAACUCAUCCAACGCGAAGAUGGAGCAUAUGCAUCAUUGGUUCGGCGUCAGAUGAACGUGCAAAACAAAUUAGAAAGUGGAGGAGACUGAUUUUGCUCUGUAGUACUAAACUAUAUUGUAUCGGUAAUGAUAAUAGUAAUAUUAGUAAUUAACAUUGAAGAGCAGU
Messenger RNA from Pseudo-nitzschia multistriata, 3384 nucleotides. The record is from the annotation of a GenBank genome assembly. Lineage: Eukaryota; Bacillariophyta; Bacillariophyceae; Bacillariales; Bacillariaceae.